AUGGAUACCAUCUUGGUCUUCAGCCUAAUCAUUACAUCCUAUGAUGCCAACAAGAAAGAACUCAGAGAUAGCCAUUGUCAAGUGGAACAGCUCCCUGGGCUCUUCUCAACGGGUAUGAGAAGCACCAGGGAUGUGCUAAUGUCAGAAGCUCAAGCAGAAGACAACAGGUCCACCUUCGUCCAAAUUCUGACUGUGGCUACCCUGCAGUGCCUUGCCUCUGGGAGCAAAGUAAAAGUCAGCCUUGAAUAUUCAGAGAAAAGGCCAAAGGUCAAGCAUACUCUAAAGAACCUGCGAGUUAUUGCUGCUCCCCAUAGAAACAGCACUGCUUUCCCAAGCUGUCACCUAACCCCCACAUCCAACUUUCAGAAUGGAUCUCUUCUAACAGGCAAAGCUUUUUUACCAGGGAUCUUCCAAUGUAAGGUCUACCCAGCAAUGAGGACUUCAUUAGAGGCUUUUUCCACCACUACCACCUCCAUAACUCCAGGGAAUAACGAAGGAGAGAAAACUACAAGUAUUGACACAGAUGAAAAUCUAGAGAAGAGGCAGAAAUGGAGCAUUGUGGUCAAAUUUCUGAUUGCUGGCACUCUGUUGUUCAGUGGAAUCGCUAUUACAGUGUUUGUCAUUUUUGAAGUUCCAUGUCCUUGUCAAUGCCUAAGAACCAGAGAACUAUGCCAAUGCCGGCGAUUGUGGGGAAGGCAAAGGAAGGAAGGCCAACAACCUGAGGCAGCUGAACGCCAGCCUCACUCUCAGCCAGAGAAGGUUGGACAAAAUGCUCCCAACUCAAACUCAACGAAAGCUGCCGGGAUCACUGUUAUCCACCAGACAUACUUCUGAGAAGUUCUGCUCUGUCUCACACACUGCAUGAUGGAUGCU
Myotis davidii is the source of this 873-nucleotide messenger RNA. RefSeq names its product chromosome unknown open reading frame, human C17orf78 (gene CUNH17orf78). Bases 1 to 834 code for a protein of 277 amino acids. The record is from RefSeq and is a predicted model, not a curated record. The transcript is spliced from 7 exons. NCBI's taxonomy places the organism in Eukaryota, Metazoa, Chordata, Mammalia, Chiroptera, Vespertilionidae.